UCACGCAACACUUCCAGCCUCUGAAGAAGAAAAACAGACAGACAAUGGAUUAUGUUGGAGAUGAAUUUACGGAAAGUCUUCGUAAAGAAGUAGGCCUUGGUCUGAAGGAGGUCUAUUCCCAUGAGCAAUGUCAAGCCAUACUGUUUUUCUGCCCCAUUGUUUCUCGUGCUGGAACUGACAUUGACGCUGCAAUGAAGCACCUUGAUCAAAUUCCAACUUCCAAGCCAGUCAUCAUGGUGAUACUCCAUUCUACGUUUGACCCUGAGAGAAUCAUCCCAGACAGCAACAGUGCUAUACAGAGAGAGAACACGUUUGCAGUGGACUGUCUGAUUUUUGAUAACAAAUUACUGAGAUGUCAGAAGAAUGAGAAUGCAAUUGUUAAAACUGCACAGCACUUCAAAUCAAAGAAUCUGACUUCAUAUUACUGGUUGAAUAGUAAGUAUUCAAAACAAUUUUCACUCUUACAAUGCAACAUCGUAAUUAAUUAUAGUUAUAAAAAUAAAUGAAGGAAUGUGAAAGAA
This is a messenger RNA of Rhinichthys klamathensis goyatoka, 521 nucleotides long. RefSeq lists its product as uncharacterized. The transcript has 4 exons. The coding region runs from base 45 to 506 and encodes 153 amino acids. Lineage: Eukaryota; Metazoa; Chordata; Actinopteri; Cypriniformes; Leuciscidae. The record is from RefSeq and is a predicted model, not a curated record.